Molecule: messenger RNA, 855 nt
Organism: Phragmites australis (common reed)
Lineage: Eukaryota; Viridiplantae; Streptophyta; Magnoliopsida; Poales; Poaceae
Exons: 3
Coding region: 324-626 (100 amino acids)
Biological process (GO): negative regulation of ATP-dependent activity
Cellular component (GO): mitochondrion
Molecular function (GO): ATPase inhibitor activity
Source: RefSeq, a predicted model, not a curated record
AGAAGAAUAAAAAACACACGAAAACAAGCGUUUCAGCCGUGGUUUCCCGAAACCAUGUUCUUUGUCCGGCGCUCAUCCUUAUCUACAUCAACGUGAGAAUCUGCAAGGUCCGGAGCAUCGGCCGGACACUGACAGACUCCACUAGAAAUAGAAAAAGCCCAAGGCGCGCGUCUACUAGAAAUAGGCAGCUACCCUGCUAUCAUUUCGCUGCGCCGAUCGAUCCACGCAGAGGACACGAGGGAGAAGCAUCGGCAACGUGUCAACGACGUCGCGUUCUUGGGGAGCAGGAAGACGGUGGUGUGUUCUUGGGAAGCAAGAAGAGGAUGGCUACAAAAAGAGCCGUGGCGAUGGUUCACCAGCCAGCAUGGGCGGCGGUGGCGGAGGCCGCGGCGAUGAGGAUGGAGGGCGCGAGCGGCGGCCGCGUGCUGCGCUACUUCGGCGGCAAUGCCACCGGCAGGGUGCUUAGCGAGGAGGAGCGCGCCGCCGAGAACGUCUACAUACAGAAGAUGGAGAGGGAGAAGCUGGAGAAGCUGAGGAGGAAGGCGGACAAGGACAAGGCCGAGGCGGCAAAGAGAGCCGCCGCAGCUAAAGGCGACAAGAAAGGUGAGGAGGCUCAUCCAAGCUGAUGGUUGCCCAAUCAAACGCUCCGGUGAUGGUGUGGAUACAACUGAUAUGUACAUACAAAUAGUCUUUUCUUUUCCUUUUCUCAUCUGCUUUCUGUACACUGGGGAGGUGUGUAACAUUACUAUUGUGAACUUCGGUUGUAGCGAUGUUGUCUUAUUGUAAAUGGAGGCUUCCUCGAGCCUAUUAUGUACGUAGUUUGUCCAUAAUGAAUAAAUCUAACGGUGCUAAGUA